Messenger RNA from Tupaia belangeri chinensis (Chinese tree shrew), 2909 nucleotides. It is a transcript of the gene ESYT3, whose product is annotated as extended synaptotagmin 3. Gene Ontology annotation, cellular component: endoplasmic reticulum membrane. Gene Ontology annotation, molecular function: calcium-dependent phospholipid binding; phosphatidylcholine binding; calcium ion binding. Gene Ontology annotation, biological process: lipid transport. Lineage: Eukaryota; Metazoa; Chordata; Mammalia; Scandentia; Tupaiidae. The record is from RefSeq and is a predicted model, not a curated record.
CACAGCUGUGCCCGGGCUCCAGGACGCGCGGGCCUGAGCUCAAGUGAAGCUCUUGGAAAAGGCAAGACCGCGGCGACACCAUGCAACCGGAGGAGCCCUGCGCCCCCGGAGCCCCCGGCGCGCCCGGCGGUCCCAGCGCCCGUGGCGGUCCCAGUGCCCGUGGCGCCAGCGGAACCCAGCGUUCGCCGGGCCCCGAGCUGCGCCUGUCCAGCCAGCUGCUGCCCGAGCUCUACACCUUUGCGAUGCGCGUGCUGUUUUACCUGGCGCCGGUCUACCUGGCCGGCUACCUGGGGCUCAGCGUCACCUGGCUGCUGCUCGGCGCCCUGCUGUGGAUGUGGUGGCGCAGGAACCGCCGCGGGAAGCUCGGGCGCCUGGCGGCUGCCUUCGAAUUCCUGGACCACGAGCGCGAGUUCAUCAGCCGCGAGCUGCGGGGCCAGCACCUGCCGGCCUGGAUCCAUUUCCCGGACGUGGAGCGGGUCGAGUGGGCCAACAAGAUCAUCGCCCAGAUCUGGCCCUACCUGAGCAUCAUCAUGGAAAGCAAGUUCCGGGAGAAGCUGGAGCCCAAGAUCCGGGAGAAGAGCGCCCACCUGCGCACGUUCACCUUCACCAAGCUCUGCUUCGGACAGAAGUGCCCCAGGGUCAACGGCGUCCAGGCACACACGAACAAAUGCAACCGGAGACAGGUGGCCCUGGACCUGCAGAUCUGCUACAUCGGGGACUGCGAGAUCAGCGUGGAGCUGCAGAAGAUUCAGGCCGGCGUGAACGGGAUCCAGCUGCAGGGCACCCUGCGCAUCAUCCUGGAGCCCCUCCUGCUGGACAAGCCCUUCCUGGGAGCCGUGACCGUGUUCUUCCUGCAGAAGCCGCACCUGCAGAUCAACUGGACAGGGCUGACCAACCUGCUGGACGCACCGGGAAUCAACGAGGUGUCGGACAGUCUGCUGGAGGACCUCAUCGCCGCGCACCUGGUGCUGCCCAACCGCGUGACCGUGCCCGUGAAGAAGGGGCUGGACGUGACCAACCUGCGCUUCCCUCUGCCCCGCGGGGUGAUCAGAGUCCACUUGCUGGAGGCGGAGAACCUGGCCCAGAGGGACAGCUUCCUGGGGCUGCGAGGCAAGUCAGACCCCUAUGCCAAGGUGAGCAUCGGCCUGCAGCAUUUCCAGAGCAGGACCAUCUACAAGAACCUCAACCCCACCUGGAACGAGGUAUUUGAGUUCAUGGUGUACGAAGUGCCCGGUCAGGACCUGGAGGUGGACCUGUAUGACGAGGACCCCGACAAGGAUGACUUUCUGGGCAGCCUGCAGAUCUGCCUGGGAGACGUCAUGGCCAACAGAGUGGUGGACGAGUGGUUUGUCCUGAAUGACACGCCCAGCGGGCGGCUGCACCUGCGGCUGGGGGGGUGGCUGUCACUGCUCACCAACCGGGAAGCCAUGAUGGAGGACCCCAGAGGCCUUUCCACCGCCAUCCUCAUGGUGUUCUUGGAGAGUGCCUGCAACCUACCGAGGAGCCCUUUCGACUAUCUGAACGGUGAAUAUCGAGCCAAAAAACUCUCCAGGUUCGCCAAGAAUAAGGUCAGCAGAGACCCCUCCUCCUACGUCAAGCUCUCCGUGGGCAAGAAGACGCACAGGAGCAAGACCUGUCCCCACAGCAAGGACCCCGUGUGGAGCCAAGCGUUCUCCUUCUUCGUGCGCAGCGUGGCGGCCGAGCAGCUCCAUGUCAAGGUGCUGGAUGAUGACCAGGAGUGUGCUCUGGGCGUGCUGGAGUUCCCCCUGUGCCAGAUCCUCCCCUACGCGGACCUCACUCUGGAGCAGCGCUUCCAGCUGGAUCACUCGGGCCUGGACAGCCUCAUCUCCAUGCGACUGGUGCUGCGGUUUCUGUGUGUGGAGGAACGAGAGCUGGGGAGUCCAUACACAGGACCCGAAGCCCGAAAGAAAGGCCCUCUGUUCAUCAAGAAGGUGGCCGACAGCCAGGGUCCUGAGGCCCCAGCCCAGGGAGAAGGCCCCACACACUUGCCAUGUCCUCCAAACCCUACCUCUGACACCAAGGAUGCCUGCAAGGGCAGCCCGGCCCCCAGCAAUGCUGCCACCGAGCCCAUACCCCAAGAGACAGGCCCAGAGCCCCAAGGCAAGGACGGUGCCAGAGGGUUCCGUGAGCCCCUGGGGGAGAAGAAGAGCUCAGCCACCACCUUCCUGACUGUCCCCGGCCCCCACUCUCCAGGGCCCAUCAAGUCACCCAGGCCCGUGAAAGGCCCUGCCUCCCCAUUCGCAUGGCCGCCCACGCGGCUGGCUCCCAGCAUGUCCUCGCUCAACUCCCUGGCCUCCUCCUGCUUUGACCUGACAGAUAACAGCCUCAACACUGAAGGCUGGGACGGCCGGCAGCGGCAGCUGGGGGAGGUCCGGCUCACGGUGCGCUACGUGUGUCUGCGGCGCUGUCUCCGCGUGCUCGUCAACGCAAUCAGAAACCUGACACCCUGUAGCAGCAGUGGCGCUGAUCCCUACGUCCGGGUCUACCUGCUGCCCGAGAGGAGGUGGACGAGUCGCAGGAAGACUUCCGUGAAGCACAAGACCCUGGAGCCCCUGUUCGAUGAGACAUUUGAAUUUUUUGUUCCCAUGGAAGAAGUCAUGAAGAGGUCGCUAGAUGUCGCGGUGAAGAACAGCAGGCCCCUUGGCUCCCACAGAAGAAAGGAGCUGGGGAAGGUCCUGAUCGACUUAUCAAAAGAAGAUCUGAUUAGGGGCUUCUCGCAAUGGUACCAGCUGACCGCAGACGGGCAGCCCAGGAGCUGACGAUGGGCAGUUUCCCUCCUCGUGUUGAAGUGCACGCGUGUACUGCGUCGUCGCUAACUCCCAAAGCCGUGUGCGGAAGACAGACACGUGCCUCCUGCGUGAACGUUAACUGCAUGCAUGACCGGAUGG